Molecule: messenger RNA, 1624 nt
Organism: Spirodela intermedia
Lineage: Eukaryota; Viridiplantae; Streptophyta; Magnoliopsida; Alismatales; Araceae
Source: the annotation of a GenBank genome assembly
AUGGACUGGGCGACAAGGCUCAAAGUAGCUUCAGGAGCAGCUCGUGGAAUAGCGUACCUACAUGAGGAUUGUAAGCCUUCUUAUUGCUUGAUGUUAGAUCAUAUGGCCUCACUAAGUAUUUCUGAUUUUGUGAUUUACCUGAUAUUUCUCUAUUUUCCAGGUCAUCCUCGGAUUAUCCAUAGGGACAUAAAAUCCUCAAAUAUCUUAUUAGACUACAACUUUGAAGCUCAGGUGAUCCACUUUCUCCACGCAGUGUUAUAAAUCCUACAAAGCUAAUAUUUCUUGGGAUAGAAAAUUAAUAUUAUUUAGGAUUUUUUUUCUUUUUAAUUUCAGGUGUCUGACUUUGGUCUUGCAAAGUUGGCUAUGGAUGCCUACACACAUGUGACCACGCGUGUGAUGGGAACAUUUGGGUAUAGAGCCCCCCCCCCCCCCCCCUCUUUUUAUUUUAAUAAACAUUUUGGAUUGUGAUGGAGUACGCAUUAGACAUCUGAUGCUAUAUUUGGCCUGGCAGCUACUUGGCACCAGAGUAUGCGUCGAGUGGCAAGUUGACCGAUAAGUCAGAUGUUUACUCUUUUGGGGUAGUUCUUCUGGAGCUUAUCACUGGUCGCAAGCCUGUCGAUGUGUCUCAGCCCCUCGGCGAUGAGAGUCUGGUCGAAUGGGUAAGCUACAAAAAGUCAACCCUAUGCAUUCUAUUUUUCUGCAAUUAUAGAAAAUAACUUAACCAUCAGAAAAUGAUAGGUUUCCUGCUUGUGCGACCAUAUCAGAGAUAUUUUAUUUAUUUAUUGCACCAUAUCUAAAUACUUUAUGGGAUUUUCAAAAACAACAAAAAUCAUUGGCUUUUCAGGCCCGGCCGCUAAUGUUUCAUGCGCUUGAAACUGGAGUCUUUGACGAGUUACUGGACCCAAGGCUUGGAAAGAGCUACAAUGAAAUUGAAAUGUUCCGGAUGAUUGAAGUUGCAGCUGCUUGUGUGCGGCAUUCAGCAGCAAUGAGGCCUCGCAUGAGCCAGGUAAUGGACUUUUCUCGGAUCGAGAAUCUUUUCUUUUGCGUUUCAAUUUAAUUUUUUUGUGGCACUAAAUCGUUAGAAUUGAUGCAUAUUUUGCUUCUCCAAUCAUGGGAUGGUUCUAUCACGUCCACUAAGUCCAAGAAUAAUCUUGAUAUUCCAACUUUUUUUUUCCCCCAGAGUGGAAUACUCGAGCAAAUUACUUCGACAUUAAAUGGAUGUUCUUGUGGGUUUAUUGGUUUAUUUAUUUAUCUAUUUUCCAUUUGAGGUACUGAGAGCUCGAGAUAAUUAUUUUAUUUAUCUGUUCAUUUAUUUCCCAAUGGGGAGGGGGGGGCGGAGGACUGUUCCAGCUACUUCAUGCUGAAUUAAUCAGACAUCAUCUUGGUCAGAAAAGCUCCAACCUUCGUCCUCUCACUCGGGCUUUUCUUUUUUUUUUAAUUUUAGGUGGUGAGAGCUCUAGAUGGUAUAGGCAACUCCGACGAUCUACACAACGGCAUGAAACCGGGGGAAAGCGAGCUGUUCCACACGGCACAGCAGUCAGAGGAGAUCAGACUGUUUCAGAGGAUGGCCUUUGGGAAUCAAAACUACAGCACCGAUUUCAGCCAGACCAGCUGGAAGAGUUGA